Molecule: messenger RNA, 1789 nt
Organism: Anguilla rostrata (American eel)
Lineage: Eukaryota; Metazoa; Chordata; Actinopteri; Anguilliformes; Anguillidae
Gene: kpna2
Product: karyopherin alpha 2 (RAG cohort 1, importin alpha 1)
Exons: 11
Coding region: 82-1662 (526 amino acids)
Biological process (GO): NLS-bearing protein import into nucleus
Cellular component (GO): nucleus; cytoplasm
Molecular function (GO): protein binding; nuclear import signal receptor activity
Source: RefSeq, a predicted model, not a curated record
CAGGCUACAGACGUCACUGCCUCCGAUCACGGAACUGGUGAGAAUCAGAUCGCGUAUCCCGUUCAGCUGUUUUUAUAAGAAAUGUCCACCGCCAACGAGAACUGCGUUCGUCUGAACAAAUUUAAAAAUAAAGGCAAGGAUGCAAAUGAGCUCAGGCGCAGAAGGAUUGAGGUCAAUGUCGAACUUCGAAAGGCAAAGAAGGACGAGCAGAUUCUCAAAAGGAGAAAUGUCAGCAGUCUUCCUGAUGAGAUGACCUCUCCUCUUCAGGAGAAGAAUCAGAAUGCUCAGGCUGCUCAGCAUUGGACCGUGGAAGAAAUCGUAAAUGGCGUCAAUGCCAACAAUCUCGAUAUGCAGUUGCAGGCCACACAAGCUGCAAGGAAACUGCUUUCCCGUGAGAGGCACCCACCUAUCGAUCGCAUCAUCAGUGCGGGGCUGAUCGCCAAGUUUGUCAGCUUCCUGGGUGUGGCAGAGUGUCCCCCUAUCCAGUUCGAAGCUGCCUGGGCUCUGACCAAUAUUGCCUCUGGAACCUCGGAUCAAACCAGGGCUGUAGUGGAGGGCGGCGCUAUCCCUGCCUUCAUCAGCCUGGUCACGUCACCACACCCUCACAUCAGUGAGCAGGCCAUCUGGGCUUUGGGAAACAUUGCAGGCGAUGGCUCUGCCUACAGAGACAAGGUUCUCAAACACGGAGCUGUCGAUCCUCUUCUGAGUUUGCUGGCCGUCCCUGAGCUCUCCGUGUUUCCUUCUGGUUAUCUCAGAAACAUCACUUGGACCUUGUCGAACCUCUGCCGCAACAAAAACCCGGCACCCCCUCUGCCGUCUGUGCGGCAGAUCCUGCCCACCCUGGUGAGACUGCUCCACCACGACGACAAGGAGGUUCUGGCAGACACCUGCUGGGCGGUGUCCUACCUGACGGACGGCCCCAACGAGCGCAUCGAGGUGGUGGUGCAGGCCGGCCUGGUGCCCCGUCUGGUGCAGCUGCUUGGCUCCGAAGAGCUGUCCAUUGUGACACCUGCUCUGCGGUCAGUUGGGAACAUUGUCACUGGCACGGAUGAGCAGACCCAGAGGGUGCUGGAUUCUGGAGCCCUGGAGAUGUUCCUGGCCCUGCUUCGUCACCACAAGAACAAUAUCCAGAAAGAGGCAGCAUGGACCCUGUCCAACAUCACUGCAGGCAAGGAAACGCAGAUCCAAGAGGUCAUCAAUGCUGGCCUGGUGCCUGCUCUGGUUGAGGUGCUCCAACGGGGUGACUACAAGACCCAGAAAGAGGCAGUAUGGGCAAUUACCAACUACACCAGUGGGGGCACCGUUGAGCAAGUUGUCUACCUUGUUCAGUCAAAUGUGCUUGAGCCCCUGCUGAACCUGCUCUCUACCAAGGACAGCAAGACUAUCCUGGUCAUCCUGGAUGCCAUUUCCAACAUCUUCCUGGCGGGAGGAAAGAUUGGAGAGGUGGAUAAGCUGUGCCUGAUGAUUGAGGAGUGCGGAGGGCUGGACAGAAUAGAAGCACUACAGUCUCAUGAGAAUGAGAUGGUCUACAAGGCUGCCCUCAACCUGAUUGAGAAGUACUUCUCUGGGGAGGAAGAGGAAGAUGAAUGUGUUGCCCCAGAAGCUACAACUGAUGGUUAUGCCUUCCAGAUUGCUGAUAACCAAAGCACUUUCAACUUUUAAAUGUCCUAUUUUUUCUACUUCACACUUUGUUUGUUAUAUUUUUGUAAGUGUUGUCACUGUACAUAAUUACAGGGACUAACUUGUCUGUUUUACUGUAAGCUCUGUAAAUAAACUUUAAUAUGGUCUA